Molecule: messenger RNA, 1311 nt
Organism: Oryza sativa Japonica Group (Japanese rice)
Lineage: Eukaryota; Viridiplantae; Streptophyta; Magnoliopsida; Poales; Poaceae
Source: RefSeq, a predicted model, not a curated record
AUGGAGUUUGGGAGGAGGAAGAGCUUUAGCUUCUUUGAGGAGGACUGGAAGGCGCGGCCAACGGCGGCGGCGCGGACGCCGGUGCACCACCACUACGCGCGGUCGCCGGCGAGGGAGGCGGCGCCGCACACGCCGCCGAGGCUGAGCCUCUCGUCGGUGCAUGGGGUGGAGCUGCCGGGGUUGGUCGGAGUUGGGGGAGGUGGUGGUGGUGGUGGUGGUGUCGGGGGGAUGUGCUCGCCGUGGGUGCAGUCGCCGCUGCACGGGAGGGUUCGGUUCCCGCCGUCGCCGGCGGCGAUCUACCACUGCCUCUCCGCGCUGCACCGGCUCGACGGCGACGUGCACGCGCUCGCCGUGGCGAGGGGGGUGCUGUUCACGGCGUCCGACAGCGGCCGCGUCCGGGCGUGGGCGGCGCCCGGGUGCUUCAACCGCGGGUACCUCGACGUCGGGCGCGGCCGCGUCCCGGCGAUCGCCGCGUGCGGCGGCACGCUGGUCACCUCCCACAGCCGCGACCACCACGUCCGCGUGUGGACGGUGUGCGCCUCCGCCGUGUGCGACCACAUCCGCGCCAAGAAGGCCGCCACGCUCCCGGCGAAGGGCGGCAUCCUCUCCUUCACCAAGCGGCGGCCGCCGCACCACCGCGACACCGUGUCGUGCCUGGUGCUCCACGCCGUCGCGGGCCUCCUCUACACGGCGUCGCACGACCACACCGUGAAGGCGUGGAAGCUCUCCGACGGCAGCUGCGCCGACUCGUUCGUCGCCCACGACGGCGCCAUCAACGCCAUGCUCAUCAACGAGGCCGACGGCUGCAUCUUCACCGGCUCCGCCGACGGCACCGUCAAGAUGUGGCGGCGCGUGUACGGCGGCACCACGCACGCCCUCAUCAUCGCCCUCCGCUCCGAGCUGUCGCCGGUGAACGCGCUGACGCUCUGCCACGCCGCCGCCGCCACGGGCGCCACCCGCCGGUGCUUCCUCUACGCCGGCUCCUCCGACGGGUACGUCAACGUGUGGGAGAAGGAGGCGAGCGCGGGGCGGCCGGCGCACGCCGGCUUCCUCAAGGGCCACCGCCUCGCCGUCUUCUGCCUCGCCUCCGGCUGCGGCGGCCGGGUGGUGGUGAGCGGGUCGGAGGACGCCACCAUGCGGGUGUGGCGGCGCGACGGCAAGGGCGGGAGCACGUCGCACACCUGCCUCGCCGUGAUCGAGGGCCACCGCGGGCCGGUCCGGUGCCUGGCGGUGGGCGGCGGCGAGGCCGGCGAUGUGGAGGGGAGCAUGGUGGUGUACAGCGCCGGUCUGGACAAGAGCGUCAAGUGUUGA